Fusarium sp. VM40 is the source of this 588-nucleotide messenger RNA. The record is from the annotation of a GenBank genome assembly. NCBI's taxonomy places the organism in Eukaryota, Fungi, Ascomycota, Sordariomycetes, Hypocreales, Nectriaceae.
AUGGCUCGCCUGUAUUUUCUCUCCGGGUCCAUUGCCUUGAUCGCUCUCGCUGGCGUCAACGCUGGACAAUGCCGUCCCUCAUCACCUGCUGUGACUACCACUACUGGCCUUGAAACAACAGCAACCACGUCUAUCGAUAUCGGUGACACCACCACCGUCCCGUUUACAUCUCUUACUGCGACCGAGUCGACGGAGACGCUCGCUGUCACACUUUCAGCCUCCGAAACAAGCAACACUGGAACAGCUGUGGCUAGCACUAUUGCUCCUGUCGCGUCAGAUACCACCACCGCCAUGACUACCGAUGCCGUGACAACUACUGUAGACGCCACUACCACCACUGUGGCUGCAACAACCAGUGCUGCUCCAGCUGAGGCAUGCAAUGGGCUGCCGAGAGAGUACACUGCACCUCGAGGGACCACGUUUGACAUUGACUGUGGACGUAGGCCCACUGGCAACGUGAGGCUCAUUGGCCAAGAGGAUGCAACUGACUUCAAGGCUUGUGUCGGGUAUCUCUUGGUCGAUUCAUUCGAUGGUACUGAAGCGUCCAAUAGCGACGACUUUGCUAAGGCGAGGUCACGCGGUACCUGA